AUGGCAAUGCCUUCUGCUUCUAUGGUCGAGGUCAUGCACGCGACCAAUGGCCUCAGCACAGAUAUCUGCAGUGCCAAGUCAUCACCAGCUCGGUCGCAACAAAAAGAAAUUCUGCUAUCACAACAGGCACAGCGACUGCUAGAUCUCGAGGCUCGAUACACUGUCGGAGGAUUCACACCUCUGCCCGGAUUCUUCGAACGAGGUUUGGGGUCCAUACUUUGGGCAAGUGUGAAACAGGACGUAGAUGGCAAGGAGUAUCUUGACUUCAUCUGCAUGUUCAGUUCCAUCAACCAGGGCCACUGUCAUCCCAAGAUCGUCGCAGCCGUCAUCGAACAGGUCCAGAAGGCGUACAACAUCAACACUUCCACACACAACGCAAAGUGGCCGGUGUUUGCAGAGAUGAUGUGUAAGAGGUUUGGUUACGAUCAAAUCUCGGCCAUGGUGACCGGCGCUGAGGCAGUAGAUCUGGCCUGUAAGAUCGCACGACGGUACGCACAUGAGGUCAAAGGCGUACCAUCGGAUCGAGUCCUUGUCCUGGGAGUUUCAGGCAAUUAUCAUGGACUCUCGGGAGGUGUGUGGAACUUGCAGGACCCCAGUCCAGCAAGAACAGAGUAUGGACUCGAUAGUAACCAACACAUGAACUGCAAUCCGACCACAUCCAAACCUCUGAGGUAUGGUCACUUAUCGGACAUGGAGGAGUGCCUUCAAGAGCACCAUGGCCGUGUCGCCGCCGUCAUUAUCGAGUCCAUUCGCAACACCGGAAACACGUACGAAGAAGAGGUGAAUUACGCUCGUGGAGUGUAUGAUCUAUGCAAGAAGUACAGCAUCCUCUUCAUCGCAGACGAGGUCCGCAUGGGCUCUGGUAAAACCGGCAAAUUCUUCUCCUUCAACCAUCUCGGAGACGACUGCCGCCCAGACAUGCUCGUCAUCGGAAAAUCUAUCACCGGCGGAGCAUAUCCCGCCUCGUUUGUCCUGAGCGACAAACACAUCAUGGCGGUCCUGAAGCCGUACGAAAGUGGCUCAACCUUUGCCCACACCCCGCUAGCGAUCGCCGCUGCCGAAGCCGCGAUCCGAGCUAUCGACGAGGAGGACAUGAUCCAGCGUGCGCAAGAUCUGGGAAACAAGUUCAAGGAAUUGACACAGCAUUGGAAGCGCCACAGACAUGUGGGCAGUGUGGAGGUUCGGGGUGCUGACUUCAGCGUGAAAAUAAACGAGGACGCCGCGGCAAGUGUGACUGCCCGCCGUGUCGGAGGCCUGUGUUUGGCCAAAGGUUUGUUGCUUUAUGCACUGGAGGGUCGCUUACGGAUGAGCGUCUCCAUGGUGAUGACGGAUGCACAGCUCGAGAAGGGUGUCAAAAUCAUCGAAGAGGCAUUGGAUGAAGUCAGCGGAUACAAGGGCGUCAUUCCGGGAGAAGUCUGGCAUGGAGCUCAUUAG
This is a messenger RNA of Exophiala oligosperma, 1434 nucleotides long. RefSeq lists its product as uncharacterized. The record is from RefSeq and is a predicted model, not a curated record. Gene Ontology annotation, cellular component: cytoplasm. NCBI's taxonomy places the organism in Eukaryota, Fungi, Ascomycota, Eurotiomycetes, Chaetothyriales, Herpotrichiellaceae. Bases 1 to 1434 code for a protein of 477 amino acids. The transcript has 5 exons. Gene Ontology annotation, molecular function: pyridoxal phosphate binding; L-ornithine transaminase activity; identical protein binding.